AUGUACUACGCCGGCAGCGCAGAGUGUUUAUCGGUCUGGAGGAUUCCGUUUGUCUCGGCGUCAAAGUUUUCUCGGUCUAAAGUCGCGGUAUGUCUGGAAAUACAAUGGCCAUGGCGGUGUACUUGGUGGAGAUGCGACCACAGGUUCGACCAUACUGUGCUCCCCCCGUGUCCCCGCGCUAGAGACACUCCGCCCAGAAGAUCAUUCCGCUUCUAUGCAAUUGCAAUGGGGGCUAUGUGGCACAGCCCAAUCGCGAGUCAUUGUGAAAAAGCAACCGUCUCGUGGCGACGUCGCGUCGAAAUGUUGAGGCCGGUUGAGCACUAUCGACAGCCGGGCAAGGGGCUCUAG
This is a messenger RNA of Bipolaris zeicola 26-R-13, 348 nucleotides long. RefSeq lists its product as uncharacterized. Bases 1 to 348 code for a protein of 115 amino acids. The record is from RefSeq and is a predicted model, not a curated record. Lineage: Eukaryota; Fungi; Ascomycota; Dothideomycetes; Pleosporales; Pleosporaceae. The transcript has a single exon.